GAGCAAUACAAAGGGAGAAGAUUCAAUCUCUUCCCCUGUUCCAAACCCUUUCCCUGAGCUCAUCGCCUCAACCCUCACCCCCCUCCUCUAUGAAUGUUUAUUACCAUCGACCAAAAGUAGUGCAACUCAGGUAAUCAAAGUUUAUAAUGAAGACAACACCAGCAGAGCAGUCGAGGUUCCCAGUGACAUCACUGCCCGGGACAUAUGCCAGCUGUUCGUCCUGAAGAACCACUGCAUUGAUGACCACAGCUGGACUCUUUUUGAACACAUCUCUCAUCUGGGAAUAGAGAGAACCAUUGAAGACCAUGAGUCUGUUAUGGAGGUGCUAUCCGGCUGGGGAAUGGACACAGACUGCCGGCUGUAUUUUAGGAAGAAUUAUGCUAAAUACGAGUUCUUCAGGAAACCCCUGGACUUUUUCCCGGAUCACAUGGUCUCUAUAUCCAGUGAAACCAACGGCAUGGUGGAUCACUCUCAGCUUAUACAGACCUUUCUCAACUCCAGCUCAUGUCCAGAGAUACAUGGACACCUCCAUGCCAAAGAGCAAAGCAGGAAAUCUUGGAAGAAGUUCUAUUUUGUCCUGCGUAGGUCGGGCCUUUAUUUCUCCAAUAAGGGAACUUCCAAGGAACCGAGGCAUCUCCAGUUCAUUGCAGACUUCAGUGACAGUGAUGUCUACACAGUGUUGUCAGCCAAAAAACGACAUGGAGCACCUGCAGAUUACGGCUUCUGUGUCAAGCCUACAAAGGGUAGUUCGGGCCGGGACUUGAAGCUGCUCUGUGCGGAUGAUGAGCAGACCAGGACCUGCUGGAUCACAGCCAUGCGCUUGUUAAAGUAUGGGAUGGAGCUGUACCAGAACUUUAUCCAGCCACACCAGAAACAAAAAGCUUCACCAAUGAGGAGCAUCUCAGAGAAUUCUCUGGUGGCCAUGGACUUUUCUGGCCAAAAGAGCCGUGUGAUCGAGAACCCGUCCGAGGCGAUGUCUGUGGCGGUGGAGGAAGGCCUGUCAUGGAGGAGGAAGAGCUGCCACCGUCUGAGCGGCCAUGGGAGCCCCUCCACAUCACACAGCUCUUUGUUAAACAUGGCUCUCCACUUGGGUCAGCCCUGGUUCCACGGCAAAUUGUCGAGGGAGGAGGCUCAGCGUAUAAUCACUCAGCAGGGUCUCAUCGAUGGAAUGUUUCUUCUGAGGGACAGCCAAAGCAACCCUAAGACUUUUGUACUGUCGCUGUGCCACAUGCAGAAAAUUAAACACUUUCAGAUCGUACCCGUGGACGAUGAUGGGGAGUUAUUCUACAGUCUGGAUGACGAUCAAACACGCUUCACCGACUUGAUCCAGUUGGUGGAAUUUUACCAGCUAAAUAGAGGGGUGUUGCCCUGCAAGCUCAAACACCACUGUGCCCGUAUCGCCCUGUGAACAAGGGACCCACGAGACCCCCGAGGGCCCAGAUGCACCUUAACUCCAUGGCCUUUCCAGACAAACACUCCCAGUGUUCUUGUGCCUUGAAGAAUAAAGACAUACAGCCAUACUAACUGAAACCACUGUUAUAAUCCACUAUCAUUGACAUCCAUAGUCUGCUACAUGGGCCCUCCUUCUUUGCUUUGAAAGCUGAAUUUAAGAACAGACCACAUGUGCUGUUGAUUUGCAUUUUCUACCGUGAAGGGUGGUGGUAAAUCCAUGGUCCAAACAUGACUUCCUGUACUCUGCAUUGUAGAGCAUGUGAUACAUUUUUAUUUGAAAUUAUAUCAUGCAAGACAUUGUCAUACACAACACCUCUGUCCUCUUAAAUUUGAGCAAACCAAGCUAUCUUUCUUUUCUUUGUCAUUGUAUUUUUAAGUAUUCAGGUAUUUUUUUUGUAAAAUAAAUUGCUGUUGUUUUCUAUAUGAGGGCUAAAAGGACCUCUCAGGAAGUGCCCCUGUGCAUGCCCAGUGAGUGGGAUCGAUACUGCUGUAGAGGGGAGAGGAGACGUGAUGUACAGGUGGAGAGACAUAGCACACAACCUCACUGCACUGUACAUUCAUUUGAAAUGUUUGUGAUUAAAUGAAAUGUUUUUUUACAUGACUUUAAUUGUGAGCUUGUUCUAGAGUGAGAGGAGUGACAUUUAUUUCACCAGUUUUAGAUAAAGCCGUUAAGAAGACUGAUUUUGAUUUCAGAUAUACAUUUUGAAAUACUUGGCUUGGUUGUUGGUGUUAUUCCCACUUCUGUGGACACUGCCAUUAACGCAUCAGCUUUUAAUAACAAGGUAUUUUAAAUCAGUGACAUGGUUGAAACACCAUCUAAUGUUAGUUUAAUUAUUUUACAGCUGUACAACAUUGCAUUGAACAAUAAAUACU
Messenger RNA from Notothenia coriiceps (black rockcod), 2325 nucleotides. It is a transcript of the gene grb14, whose product is annotated as growth factor receptor-bound protein 14. Lineage: Eukaryota; Metazoa; Chordata; Actinopteri; Perciformes; Nototheniidae. The annotation marks the transcript as partial. Gene Ontology annotation, biological process: insulin receptor signaling pathway; negative regulation of insulin receptor signaling pathway. The record is from RefSeq and is a predicted model, not a curated record. The transcript has 13 exons. Gene Ontology annotation, cellular component: cytoplasm; plasma membrane.